AUGGCUGAAUCCCAUAGAUUGUACGUCAAAGGUAAGCACUUAUCCUACCAAAGAUCUAAGAGUGUCAACAACCCAAACGUCUCCUUGAUCCAAAUCGAAGGUGUCGCUAAUCCACAAGAUGCUCAAUUCUACUUAGGUAAGCGUGUUGCUUACGUUUACAGAGCUUCCAAGGAAGUUAGAGGUACUAAGAUUAGAGUCAUCUGGGGUAAAAUUACCAGAUCUCACGGUAACUCUGGUGUUGUCAGAGCUAAGUUCAGAAACAACUUACCAGCUAAGACCUUCGGUGCUUCCGUUAGAAUCUUCUUAUAUCCAUCCAACAUCUAA
Molecule: messenger RNA, 324 nt
Organism: Tetrapisispora phaffii CBS 4417
Lineage: Eukaryota; Fungi; Ascomycota; Saccharomycetes; Saccharomycetales; Saccharomycetaceae
Gene: RPL33A
Product: 60S ribosomal protein eL33
Exons: 2
Coding region: 1-324 (107 amino acids)
Biological process (GO): cytoplasmic translation; ribosomal large subunit biogenesis
Cellular component (GO): cytosolic large ribosomal subunit; ribosome
Molecular function (GO): structural constituent of ribosome
Source: RefSeq, a predicted model, not a curated record